Pogona vitticeps (central bearded dragon) is the source of this 3040-nucleotide messenger RNA. The record is from RefSeq and is a predicted model, not a curated record. NCBI's taxonomy places the organism in Eukaryota, Metazoa, Chordata, Lepidosauria, Squamata, Agamidae.
GCGCGGCGGGCAGAACCCGGAAGCGGCCGGGGCGGCUUCCUUCUUAUUGUGGGGAGGCGGUUUGUCUCGGUCGGUGGAGGCACCUGCUGCCCCUUCGUCCCGCUAGGAUGCUGAACGUGCCUUCCCAAGCUUUUCCCGCUCCCGCUUCUCAGCAGCGGGUGGCCGUGCCGGGACGCAGCAAGGUACCUUUGAAACCAGGCCGAAGCCUUAUGGACUGGAUCCGGUUAACUAAAAGUGGGAAAGAUCUGUCUGGUUUAAAAGGAAGAUUGAUAGAAGUGACAGAGGAAGAGCUUGCCAGACAUGAUAAGAAAGAUGACUGCUGGAUAUGUAUAAGAGGUCUUGUAUAUAAUGUUACACCAUACAUGGAAUAUCACCCUGGUGGUGAAGAGGAGCUAAUGAAAGCAGCAGGAUCAGAUGGCACAGAUCUAUUUGAUCAGGUUCAUCGUUGGGUCAAUUAUGAAUCAAUGCUAAAAGAAUGUAUGGUUGGAAGAAUGGCUUUUAAACCUUUUGUUGCUCCUUUGAAAGAGACUUGCUCUACUGUACCUGAAGAAAACAAGAUCUUGAAUGGCACGUUUCCUAAAAAUAAAGUCUUGGAUAACAGUUGCAAAGAAUUAGUUCCCAGUUAUGAUUGGUUCCAGACAGAUGAUUCACUUACUGUGGUCAUAUAUACUAAACAAAAGGAUAUGAACUCUGAACUGGUGAUAGCUGAUCUUCAGGAAGGCAAACUUAGAGGGGAAGUCAUUGUGAAGGACUACUCCUACCUUUUACAUGUUGAAUUGAGUUACGCAGUUCAUGAGGAUAUGAUAGUACAGGUUUCUGAAAAAGUGGGAAAAGUGGAAUUUAUCCUAAAGAAGAAAGAAGUUGCAUCUUGGAAAAAUCUUGGGCAACCACUGGAGAGUCAUGACUCUUUUGUAAAACGGUCAGACAGAGGUCUGUACUACAGGAGAUGCAGGUUGCUAUCAAAGACAGAUGUCACUCAUGAUACUAGACUGUUCUGUUUAAUGUUACCACCAGGAACUCAUCUCCAGGUCCCUGUGGGACAUCACCUUUACCUCAGACAAACAAUUGCAGGUACAGAGAUAGUGAAGCCCUAUACACCAGUGCUGUCUUCCUUUGAAUCAAUGGGCAAGAAUCCUCCUCAAAAUGAUAAGAUGCAUAUAUUUUUCAUGAUCAAAAUUUACCCUAGUGGGCUGUUCACACCAGUACUUGACACUUUGCAAAUAGGGGAGUAUAUUUCUGUGAGUAAUCCUGAAGGUAACUUCAUGAAGUUGCAAGUUGAAGAUGUAGAAGAACUGUUUUUAUUGGCAGGAGGCACAGGAUUCACACCAAUGGUUAAACUACUAAACUACGCUUUGACUAGUUGUAAUAUUCUCAGAACGGCAAAAUUGAUGUUUUUUAACAAAAUGGAAGAGGAUAUACUAUGGAGAAAUCAGCUGGAGCAGUUAGCCCUUGAUGAUGCUAGGUUUGACAUUCAGUUGGUUCUUUCAGAGCCGAAAGAAGAAUGGACAGGCAAACAAGGAAAAAUUUCUUCCUCUCUUCUUUCUCAGUUUGUGAAAAGAAGUACACAUGGUUCUAAGAUUCUCAUAUGUAUCUGUGGUCCAUUACCUUUUAUGGAACAAGGAAUACAGUUUCUGCAAGAUCUUGGACACACUAGUGAAGAAAUACAUUGCUUUACAGCCUAAACAUUGCAACAUUAGGGCCCAGUUUGCACAUUUAGUGAAUGUCAUAUUUAUUUUUUUGUUUAAUGUUGACUUCUGAGAGGAAAACCUUAUGCAUGAAUACCUUAUUCUUUUUUUAACCGUGUCAUGUUUAGAGGGGACUGUUUUUGAUUCUGCUUUGAAAAUUUAUUUAUUUUUGUUAAUGUGCAAAACUGAAUUAAGAGUAUUUUAGAGUUAAAUAAAUUAGCACAUUUCAUCUGAAGUUGAGCAGAAUUAGAUUGCGACCUCCAUCAGAUAAGAUCUUGUAGCAUCUAUUUGCACUGAUUGUGUUGGCUUCAGAGGCACAAGACGUGUUUUGAAAAUUAUAACUUUGUUACUUUAAAAUCAGGGAUAGGCAACUGUGACCCUCUUGAUGUUUCAGAGAGCAACUCCGACAAUGUGUCAUCCCUGUUUAAGCCAGGUAGGGCUUGCUGAGGUUAUAGGUCUUACCUUUUGGCAGACCACGGUUGCUCACCUCUGCUCUAAAGUGUCUUAUUGGCAAUAUAAUCUGAAGUUACUUUACAUGGUUAACUCAGGAAUACGAUUGGUUUCAAUGCCAUAUUACUGAUAUCAUCAAGUUAUAGUGCUGUACAUGAGAAGUGUGUGUUUUAAAUUAUACACAGAAUGCCAGUUUUAUAUACAAAAUUACUUUUUUGUACAAAUCUAAUAAAAACAAGAGAAUGUUGCAGUAAAAUGAUACAUAUUUGUGUACAUUUUUAGGCUUGUGCAUUGCUUCUUGGUUGGGUCACAAAUUCAAAUAGCCUGUCUAUAUUUUAAGAGGAUGGUCUUUUCCUGAAAAAGUUCAGUUUCUCAGAUAAAAUAGCCGCUCUUUGUUUUAAGAUUCCAAAGUAGUGUUUGAUUUAGAGACUGUUUCUUUCCUCCUACAAAACAUUACUAUUUAUUUUAGUUUUGUUUAGCUAAAUAGUGCAAUAGUAUGAAUGAGUGGAAGAGAGGGUAACAGUAACAAACCAUGGAUAACCAAAUGUUGACAGCAUCAUUUAAUUUCAGGCAUCUGUUGUGCAUAGCAGUCAGUUCAGCAGAUGCUUCCAUUAAGUCAGCAUGCAUCAUAGGUGGAUAGCAUUUGGGGGGGGGGAGGGCAAACCAGGUUUCAUUAAGUUUAGAGUGUUUCCUUGACAUGUCCGCUUCUUGGGAAGGCCUGUGUGCCACAUUUUAACUCUCCAUUAUCUCUUUUAGGUGAUUGCCACCUGAGAGGCUAGCGUGGAGUUGCUUUUCAGUAUUGAGUUGCCUUCAGUUUGUCAGGUGUAUUACAUUGCCUUUAAAAAUAUUUAUGAACCAGACAAAACACUUAGAGUUUAUUUUAGAUACUAUGCUGUCAAUUUUGA